This is a messenger RNA of Psylliodes chrysocephalus, 1926 nucleotides long. Lineage: Eukaryota; Metazoa; Arthropoda; Insecta; Coleoptera; Chrysomelidae. The record is from the annotation of a GenBank genome assembly.
UAACCAACAAUAACAACCGUUUCUUUUUUUAUCGAGAAGAUUCUGACGAAACGCAGAUGUAAACAUAAACAAUGUAGUUUUCGUGAUAGUUUUCGGGUUGUUUUUGAAGAACGAGGUGAAAUAUUAGAAGAAGAAAGAGACAAUGGCAAAAUGGAUACCGAUGCUACUGUCACUGUUCCUGCCUCUAGCUAGCCAAAAUAGCGUCCAACAGCACCCCAGCUGCAAAUUUCACCUUAGUUUUCUUCAGGGACAACAAAUGACGUGUUCUAACGCGAACAUGAAUUUUUUCCACAUUUUCGACAUACCCUUAAACCGAACUCAUUGGUUUAAGUGCGCCAAUUGCUCACUGGAUGUACUAGAUGAAACCACCUUUAAUUUCCCGAAAAGGAACAACAUUUCCGUUCUGGAAUUACCGAAUUCGGGUGUGAGGGUGAUAAGGAAAUUCGCUUUUCAAAAGUUUUUCUUGAUUAAGAGUCUAAUACUGCACAAUAACAGCAUCCAAACGAUGGAAAAUAUGUGCUUUAACGGUAUCAAACGUUUGACUCAAUUGGAUUUGAGCAGUAAUUAUAUAAAAAUUUUAGCGAACAAUUUGUUUCUUGAUUUAGAAAAUUUGGAUAUACUAAAUUUGAAUAACAAUCGAAUUGUUUAUAUAAAUUCAGAAGCCUUUUCAGGGUUAUCUAACCUCAAAUACUUAUAUUUAAACGGGAAUAAUUUAGAUAAACUAGAUGAUAAUGUAUUCAAACAUUUGAUUCAUUUAAAAAUUUUGUAUUUAGAACACAAUAGAAUAAACAACAUUCAUCCACAUGCUUUCAACAAUUUGGUAAAUUUGAAUUUCUUGUAUUUAAGCCAUAACAGUAUUAGUUAUUUGGUACAAUAUAAUUUUAAGCAUUUGACUAGUCUAGUAGAUUUACAUUUAAGGUACAAUAACUUAACAGAAAUCCAAACGAGUUCUUUUAACGGUUUAAAAAAUGUCAGAUCGUUGCAUUUAGGCAACAAUUAUAUAACCGUUAUAAAACCGUACGGUUUUGUAGGUUUAAACAACCUUGAAGUAUUAGAUUUAAUAAACAAUCGAUUUGAAACUGUAAACUAUUUUGAUUACUUUGGUAACAUGCAAAAUUUAAAAUAUUUAUGGUUGAACAACAACUCAAUUAACAGUAUAAACUUCGUUUAUAAAUUCGAUAUACAAAAUUCUCUAUCGAUAAUCGAUAUUAGCGAUAAUAACCUUACUAGUAUCGAUUAUGAAUCGAUGCUAUCAAACUUGCCAAAUAUCAAAGAGAUUUUUGUUGCAAAUAAUUCCUGGGAAUGCGAUUUCUUUGAUAGAAUGUACAACUAUUUACAAAACAACAACGUAACUGUUUGUAUUAAUAAUAAAUGUGAAGAUAAAGAUGGCGACACUUACGCAGACAUUGAUUGUAUUAGAGCUGUCACUGAUGUGGCUUUCAAUGUGACGGAAGACGUGAGUACGGAUUUUUCGAUGGAUUGCUGUCAAAAAAAUACGCAUUUCGAAAUUUUAUCGGUAUGUCUGAUUGCAGUAUUACUAGGUUUUAUUUAAAUUAUAAGGAAUGAAUCAAUGAAAAUCGUGUUAUUUUUACUAAUUACUAGUAAUUUGAAAAUGUUGGUUUUAAAAGCAAGAUGCGUUUGACUACCUAUUGACCAUGUUUGAUCACCCACCAGUGUCGGCUAGUGCAUUAGCACACAGGUGGGACAGACUAAUGUAUCACGCAAGUGCUCAGACGGGGACGAAACAUUUUUGGGUGACACGACCAAAUUUUGACUAUGUCGUUAAAAUAUUAGACAAAAACUUAAGAAUUCUAAUGAUUUUCAAAUUAUGAUAUCAUAAGUAUUAUGUUAUGUUGUUGGGAAUUGGGUGUUAAUACACUGCUACCUAAAAUAUCUAUUGUGUCCCCUUCUGUCGCUAAUGCACCA